This is a messenger RNA of Yamadazyma tenuis ATCC 10573, 459 nucleotides long. The record is from RefSeq and is a predicted model, not a curated record. NCBI's taxonomy places the organism in Eukaryota, Fungi, Ascomycota, Pichiomycetes, Serinales, Debaryomycetaceae.
AUGACAAGACCCCAUAGCCAUUCUUUAUCACAGCUUAACAAGGUUCUUCCGGUGCCCAUAUCACUAGAGGAUCGAACUCCUGACAGUAGCCAUUUUUUGGAGAACAGCCAUAUCACCGAUGUUUUGGUGGGUGAUUAUCACAUUAUCCUGGGGGAUGGAGGAAGACCUUAUAUCGUGUGGGUGAUACGUAUAAUCAUCAACGGCUCGACUCACAACUCCAUAUGCAUUUACAAGCGGUAUACAGAUAUCGAAAGGUUUCGACAGAUGCUAGUGAAACAGCAUAAGGACGUUGACAUUCCAGAUCUCCCAGUUAAAGAUUCAAUGAGUUUACAGAGAAUGAUGUGGUCCAGCAAUUGGUUGGAAACCCGUAGAAAGGGCCUUCAGUGGUUCAUGACGAAUGUGUUGUUGAACCCCAAACUCCAGCAUUCAAAUGUGGUAACGGAGUUUGUACUUGGUUGA